AUGGUAACUGUAUCUGAAAUUCGAAGGGCUCAAAGGGCAGAAGGCCCUACAACUAUCUUAGCUAUUGGCACUGCAAAUCCAACAAAUUGUAUUGAACAAAGCACAUAUCCUGAUCUCUAUUUCAGAGUCACAAACAAUGAGCACAAGACUGAAUUAAAAAAGAAAUUCCAGCGCAUAUGUGAUAAAUCUAUGAUUAGGAAGAGACAUGUGUACUUAACAGAAGAGAUUUUGAAAGAUAAUCCAAAUUUUUGCUUCGAUAAGACACCUUCUUUGGAUGCUAGGCAAGACAUGAUGGCGGUAGAGAUACCUAGACUAGGGAAGGAGGCUGCAGUGAAGGCUAUCGAAGAAUGGGGUCAACCGAAGUCAAAUAUUACACAUUUAAUUUUUUGCACCUAUAGUGGUGUAGACAUGCCUGGUGCGGAUUACCAACUAACAAAACUCUUAGGUCUUAACCCAUAUGUGAAAAGGUACAUGAUGUACCAACUAGGGUGUUAUGCAGGUGGAACAGUACUUCGUUUGGCGAAGGACUUAGCUGAGAAUAACAAAGGUGCUCGUGUGUUGGUUGUUUGUUCUGAAAUCACUGCAAUCUCAUUUUGUGGACCUAGUAAUACUCACCUACACAAACUUGUUGGACAAGCAAUAUUUGGAGAUGGAGCUGCGGCAGUCAUUGUUGGCUCUGACCUAGUACCUGAAAUUGAGAAACCUUUAUUUGAGUUAGUUUGGACUGCACAAACAAUUGCUUCUGAUAGUGAAGGAGCUAUUUGUGGUCAACUUCGUGAAGUUGGGCUAACAUAUAAUAUUCGUAAGGAUGUCUCUGAGAUUGUCUCAAAGAAUAUUGAUAAAGUACUAGUUGAGGCAUUUCAACCAUUAGGAAUCUCUGAUUAUAACUCAAUCUUUUGGAUUGCUCAUCCGGGUGGUCCUGCAAUUCUAGAUCAAAUUGAGCAAAAGUUAGGCUUGAAAGCUGAAAAGUUGAGGGUCGUUAGGGAAGUGCUUAGUGAAUAUGGUAAUAUGUCUAGUGCAUCUGUAUUGUUCAUCUUGAAUGAGAUGAGAAGGAAAUCGACUCAAGAUCGACUUAAGACCACAGGUGAAGGACAAGAAUGGGGUGUAUUGUUAAGCUUUGGACCUGGACUUACCAUUGAAACUGUUGUUUUGCAUAGUAUAGUUAUAUAAGAUGCUCAAUUUUUUUUUUUAAUUAUGUAAUAUUUUC
Medicago truncatula (barrel medic) is the source of this 1207-nucleotide messenger RNA. RefSeq names its product chalcone synthase 5. Gene Ontology annotation, biological process: polyketide biosynthetic process. The coding region runs from base 1 to 1170 and encodes 389 amino acids. The transcript is spliced from 2 exons. Gene Ontology annotation, molecular function: acyltransferase activity, transferring groups other than amino-acyl groups. Lineage: Eukaryota; Viridiplantae; Streptophyta; Magnoliopsida; Fabales; Fabaceae. The record is from RefSeq and is a predicted model, not a curated record.